AUGGUCGGCCCCGUCGAUCCUGAGACUGACUCCGCCAAACUCGACCGCAUCCUCGCCCAACUCACCACCAUCAACAAGCGCCUCGACUCCCACGACCGGCGCAUCGCCCGUACAGAGAAGUUCCAGGCGGGCGACGACGGCGACGAUGAUGCCGAAGCCGACGCCUCGGAGAAGGAAGACGCGUCCAAGGAACGCCGCAACCCUGGUGGUGGCGGCGGCGGCGGCGGCGGCGGCGGAGGUAGCGGCCGUGGUCCUUACCGCUGUCGUGGCAACCAGCAUGCCGACGGCGAUUGGCGCCGCCCGCGGGAGCCGAAGCUGUCGCUCCCCAAGUAUGACGGCGAAACCGAUCCGCUGCCAUGGUUGAACCAGUGCGACAUGUUCUUCCGAGGCUGCCGCACGCUCGAGGAGGACAAGGUGUGGCUCGUGUCGCUCAAUCUUGAGGGCACGGCAAAUCAAUGGUACUAUCAGAUGGAGCGUGACUUCGGGAUCGUGUCAUGGACGCGUUUCGUCGAAUUCGUCAACAUGCGCUUCGGCCCCCCGAUCUGCUCCAAUGCGCUGGGCGAGCUCAAGGAGCUCCGUCGCACCGGCUCGGUGGAGGAGUAUCAGCGCCAGUUCCUAGCGCUCCUCUGCCGCUGUGAGGACUUGACCGUCCAGCACCAUAUGGAUUUGUUCACGGCGGGCCUGGGACAGCCCUUGGCAUCAGAUGUCGAGAUGCAAAGGCCGGCCAAUCUCCAGACGGCCAUGAGCCUGGCGCGGGCAUAUGAGCGUCGUUCCGCGGAGGCCACGCGCGCUAUCACGUCGACGCCAUCCCGUGCGCCGCCGCGGUCUCGUCAACCGGCACUUCCAGGCCCGUCCUCGACGUCUCGUGCAGCGCCCCUAUAG
Panicum virgatum (switchgrass) is the source of this 882-nucleotide messenger RNA. RefSeq lists its product as uncharacterized. The transcript has a single exon. The record is from RefSeq and is a predicted model, not a curated record. The coding region runs from base 1 to 882 and encodes 293 amino acids. Lineage: Eukaryota; Viridiplantae; Streptophyta; Magnoliopsida; Poales; Poaceae.